AUGUAUGAAUUGAAAAGUAUAACGAGUCAUACAGAAGAAUAUGAUGGUAAUUCCACCACGGAAUCGAGGACGAUGGACAUUGAAGAAGGGAACAUUGGAAAGAAGGAAUUUAAUUAUGGAAAAAAAAAUAAAAUAAAGUCUUAUGGCUUUUUUACAGACAACGAAAGCUCAUUUCUUGGAACGGGAAAAAUGGCACCAGACAAAGACAAUCAGAAAAAUGCAAAAAAUAAUGUAAAAAUUACAGACAUUUUAAACUGCCCAUGGGAAUUUCAUACCAAUUUUGUGAGUAGUAUUUUCUUCCUCAUUGGAGCCGCCUUUUUUAUUAUUGCUAUAGAUUUUGGCAAGAUAAAAAGCGUGGAUUAUAAGGUUUUCAUUGUUUAUGUGUCCAACUUAAUUGGGGGACUUUUGUUUACGAUUGCCAGCAUUCUUUUUUUUUACCCCACUUGGUACAAUUCAGCUUGUUACAUGUACGUCACGGGCAGUUCGCUCUUCACCCUGGCCACGUGGUUCGAUUACAUCAAUUACGUAACCGGUGUGGCCUGA
Molecule: messenger RNA, 543 nt
Organism: Plasmodium coatneyi
Lineage: Eukaryota; Apicomplexa; Aconoidasida; Haemosporida; Plasmodiidae
Exons: 2
Coding region: 1-543 (180 amino acids)
Source: RefSeq, a predicted model, not a curated record